Messenger RNA from Monascus purpureus, 1600 nucleotides. Lineage: Eukaryota; Fungi; Ascomycota; Eurotiomycetes; Eurotiales; Aspergillaceae. The record is from the annotation of a GenBank genome assembly.
AUGGCGAAUAAAAAUGUGAUUAUUGACGACGAUAUCAUGAGUGAGAAAGGGGAGGCAACCCAUGAGGAGGUCAUCCAACCGACGCGGUUAACAGAGGAAGAGACGAUAGUUGAGAAGCAACUGCGCCGGCGCAUCGAUAUGUUGAUCAUGCCCUUGGUCAUUCUGGUCUACCUCAUGAACUAUAUUGAUCGGAAUAAUUACGCGGCUGCCAAACUCCAAGGCCUCACACAGGACCUCAAUCUCAGCGACUCGCAGUAUCAGACAGCCUUGUCUAUCCUGUUCGUCGGGUAUAUCCUUAUGCAGGUGCCGUCGAACUUGUUGCUCAACUACAUGGGCAGGCCAUCUCUGUAUCUGGGUUUCUUCACCACCAUCUGGGGUUUGGUGUCGACAUUGACCAGCCAGGUCAAAGGAUUCGGUGGCAUGGUUGCAUGUCGUUUUAUCCUAGGGAUAGUCGAGGCGCCCUUUUUUGCCGGCGUGCUCUUCUACCUAUCCAAGUGGUACACCAAGAAAGAGCUGGCCUUUCGUAUGAGUAUAUUCUACUCUGGUUCCCUGCUCAGCGGCGCAUUUGGAAACCUUAUUGCAGCCGGCAUUCUGGGUGGACUGGAUGGCCACCGAGGCCUUUCAGCUUGGCAGUGGCUGUAUAUUAUUGAAGGAUCCAUUACCAUGUUCGUCGGUUUGAUUCUAUGCAUUCUGCUUCCUGAUUUCCCUCAUACUUGGCGGUUUCUGUCACCAGAGAUGAAGCACGUCGCGAAUCGACGUCUUGCUAUUGAAGCCACGGAGGCCGAUAUUGAUGAGCCUGGCAAAAUGACCCAAGUGCGUGGGAUGAAGCUCGCAUUCCAGGAUGUCAAGACUUAUGCAUUAGCCAUCGCAUACAUGUCUAUAACCGGCGCAAGUGGUUUCCAAAAUUAUUUCCCGACCCUGACCCAAACGCUGGAGCCUAACAAGAUCAUCUCCUUGCUACUGGUUGCACCUCCAUAUGUCUUCAUGGUGGUAUAUAGCCUCAUCCAUUCCUUCCUGUCCGAUCGCUAUAAGUGCCGAUUCUGGUUCUUCAUCUAUCCCAUCCCAAUCACUAUCGUGGGAUUCAUGGUCUUCAUGACUACCGACAGUUUUGGUCCACGGUAUUUCUCCUUCUUCCUGAUGAUUUUCGUCUUUGCGCAGAAUGGAACUGUCUAUGCCUGGAUUGCGAACGCUAUCCCGAGACCACCAGCUAAACGCGCGGCCGCGUAUGCAUUUAUCAACUCCAUUGGCAACUCGGCCAGCAUCUGGACUCCGUAUACCUAUCGCGAGAAGGAUGGCCCACAUUAUGCAACUGCGAUGGGCAUAUGCAUUGCCCUGCAGGCCCUGGGAGGUCUCAUGGCCAUCUUCAUAUUCUUCCACCUGCGUACGUUGAACAAACGACUUGAUCGACUGGAGGAUGAGGACACCAUCUUGACCAACAGGGAGAUCCAGCGAUUGCAAAGGACAGCUGAUGUGGAGGGCAUCGAUCUCGCCGCGGCGCGCCGGUUACAGAAGGGUUUCCGGUAUAUGACAUGAUUGAAGCGUGGAUGCGACUAAAGGGUGAAGAUAGAAGACAGAGCCUGUUCAUCUAGUUGGAAUCUAC